AUGAACGAACAACAAAGACCAUUCGUGUCGAACGUUACAGGCUAUCCAGUGCAAUAUGCCACACAGCCUAUCGCACCGAGGGGAGUGCAACCGACUCCGUAUCAGUAUCCUCGAAUGCAAUAUCCGAUUGGGCAAUCGCAGUUAAUGAUGAAUACACCUACUCAACCUCGCCCAAUUCAUAAUGCUGGUCCGCCAGCUGUAGCGUCUAGCCCUGCAACAGUGGUGCGAAAACGUACGAUUCCAGAAACUGCUACUAUGAAUACAAUGAAUACACAAGUAAAAAAAAAGCGGGCGAUUGACAGAAACAUCCCAGAAAAGCUCGAUACACUCGUUCCAGAAUCACGAUUAUAUACAGAACUCCAAGAGUUUGAAAGAAAGUUAGACUCGACAAUUGUUCGCAAAAAAUUAGAAAUAACGGAAUCUUUAUCGAAGCCGAUGAAGGUUAAGCGUACCCUCAGAGUAUUUAUAUCUAAUACAUCAUGUAAUCAGCAACCUGUACAGGAAGUUGAAGGAAACGAGAUCGAUUAUGGUAGUAACAUUCCGGCCUGGACAUUAAAGAUUGAGGGAAGGUUACUUGAUCCUAUAAAUGCGAAAAACACCAGACCACCUACUCGAAAAUUUUCUCAUUUUUUCAAGUCCAUAAUUGUCGAGUUAGAUAGAGAUCCCGAGAUGUAUCCCGAAGGCAAUUUAAUUGAAUGGAACAAAACGUCAGAUGCUGAUGACGUUGACGGAUUUGAGAUAAAACGUAAAGGUGACUCAAAUCUCAAAGCAAAAAUAUUCCUAAAUCUAGAUCAACAGCCACCAAGGUACAAAUUAUCACCUGAAUUAGAAAGUAUUUUGGAUAUACAAGAAGAAACAAAACCAGGCAUUAUUAUGGCUUUAUGGCAGUAUAUAAAACAUAAUAAUUUGCAAGAUAAUGAGGAUAAACGGAUAAUUAACAAUGAUAUGCGAUUAUACGGGAUUUUUAACGCUCCACGGAUCGCUUUUCCACAAAUUCCAGAAUUGAUAAGCAAGCAUUUGGCGCCUGUUGAUCCCAUACUGAUAGAAUAUACAAUUCG
Molecule: messenger RNA, 1058 nt
Organism: Racocetra persica
Lineage: Eukaryota; Fungi; Glomeromycota; Glomeromycetes; Diversisporales; Gigasporaceae
Source: the annotation of a GenBank genome assembly